Molecule: messenger RNA, 4904 nt
Organism: Amoebophrya sp. A120
Lineage: Eukaryota; Dinophyceae; Syndiniales; Amoebophryaceae
Source: the annotation of a GenBank genome assembly
CUUGACGUUGACUGUCCGACGGUCGAGUUAAUAUGGACUCGAGCUAAUUUUCCUGAAAGAGGCGACUGUGCUCCUAAAGUUCCGACGCGCCAGACGUGUAGGCUAAGACUUUCAGUCGUGUGGUUGUCGGGUUUUACUAGCGAUCGUAUGCGUUUUCGAGCUCUGGUUCAUGAAAAAGUCGGCUGUAUUAAGCCUUGGAGUUCCGACACACCGAGUCCUUUCUUUGCUUCGUUGCUUCGACGCCUCCAAUCCGUUCUAAAAAUACGCCGCGCUAGAUCAGUUGACUCCCUUGGUUGUUGCGCAGUUCCUGUGGUUCGUGUGUUGGAGUUUGGAAUGGUGGAAAGAAUUAUUGUUGACUCGGAUUUUCGGUAAUUAUUUCGGAGCUGCGCUGUUUCGCUUUCGACGACAUUUUUUUCAACGAAGCCGUUGUUUGUAGGCCCGAGCCUACCACGCAGAGGAAUAGGCGGCCGUCGUAGUAAAGGAUGAGAGGUUUGCUGUUAGCGUCGGCGUUGGCCGGUCAGGCCAGCGCCGAACGCAGUUUGCUGGCGCAGAAAGAACGACCAGUAGCGAAGAUUCUGAAGUUAUUGCGCGACAUGGCGAAACAGAUGGAAGCAGAGAAGGUGGACGACGAUGCCGUCCACGAGCACUACCAGUGUUGGUGCAAGCAGCAAAAAACAGUUACGGAGAGAAGAAAUGGGGGGAAAAGCUAACUAUUUUGGCCCUAUGUAGUAAACCGAAUGGGUACAACAACUGGGAGCUGUUCGCGAGAGGCAAGACGACUCCUUCUAGUUUGUCAUGAUGUUUUUGGAGGAUUUGUGUGCAGCAAAGAGGCAGAAAGCUAAUCUGUUAGUCGCACGCCAAAGCGAACUGCCUCUCGACUUGCGCCUUCGGUACAGGUUUCGACUCAUGCUCUGAACAAACUAAGCAGACGUCGCCGGUUUUGCUCGAAAAGCAGCGUGAUCGCUUUUCCCCUGCAUUUACCCAUCUUCAUAGCCCAGAAAGAAAACGUUGUAAAAACCGAGACAUCGAACAUGGAAGCAGCUAAGGCAACGGCGGAAGCGUCGUUUCAAGAGGAGAAGGAGAAGCGGGCGGUUAGAAAUAAAGCGUAUGAUGACAUGAAUUCGAAAAAGAAGUCGCUGCAGGAGGUAAAUACUACUUACUAGGCGUUCUCCUGUGUCUUCAACUAGCGACGCAAACCAAGGCUCGAUCGUUUUGUCGGUCGCAGUUGGAUUUUGUUGCCCCGCAACGCAAGUGCGGCCAACUUUUUCGUUCUUCCUGAAUUUGUUCAUCAUGUAUUUCUAAAUUGUGAAUCGCUUUUCGAUAGUUCUAAAUUCUGAUUCGAGCUUCACAAAAUUCACCCAGACACGGGAGCGCUGCAUGAAGGAGGCGAAAGAGGCCUCAAAAGAAGCCCAGGAGUACGUCAAAACGAUCACUGCGCUGAAGUCCGCCCUCACCAUUCUCGGCGGCCACAACAAGGACCUGAUGCAGCUCUCCGGGGCUCAGGCGUCGCAGGUUAAGAAGGUCGUGAGUGAUUUGCUGGACGGAUCCGACAUGAUUGACCGUUUGACCAGCACCAAGCCAGAAGACCUCAUGGCGCUGCAGAACUUGCUUUCUGCAGAGCGAUCGCCGAGCUCCUUCUUGCAGCAGCCGAUGUACUCAAGUUACUCUGUAUGCCGAGGAAUUUGUUUGCCCUAAGAGCUUUUCGGCAAGCGGAGAAUUGCUUGUUUUCCACAUGCAUGUGAGAGUGUAUAAUCUUCGCUGAAAAAUUACAAAACAAAAGCAUUUUCUGUAAAAAUAAUUCCUGCCCCCGGCCGCUCACCGUGAAACGGGAUCGGGUUUCUUUAGGUCCCAACAUUACUUAGAGCUCCUUCGUAUUGAGAAAUACACGAAUUCUCCGAUUGCGUUUGCGAAGACGUUGCUUGUGGCAAAUUUAGAUUCCAUAAAAUAGCCAAAGCGGUCGCAUUUUCGGCAUUUUGUCGCAGAUGCUGGAUGAGUUUGAGCGGGACUCCUCGGCAGCCGCAAAGGCGGAAGAGGAGCGACAGGCCACCUGCGCCACCGUGAUCAAGUCCACCCAAAAAGAGAUCAGCGCCCUGCAGACCACGGUGACCGACUUGGACGCCCGCCUGAGCGAGCUGGAGCAAACCAAUGCGGAUGCCAAGGCCGACUAUGCCGCCGCCGAGGAAAAGGUGGACGACGCGAAGGAGUUUUUGGACAAGCUUGCCGCGCAGUGCAGCCAAAACGAGUCCGACUACCAGUCGCGCACCAAGAGUCGCGGUGAGGAGCUGGUGGCCAUCGACGAGACGAUCAAAAUCCUGGACAGCGACGAGGCUUUUGAGGCUUUCGGGAAGAGCCUGAGCUUCUUGCAGGUCAAGAAGGAUGUGUCUUCCGACCAGGAAAUGAAGGACGCCGCGGUCUUUGCCCUGCGACCCUUUGCGCAGCGGUCUCCGGACGCGUUUUUGAUUCAAACCAUGAUCAAGGCAGCGGACAAGGGCUCCAUGGGCAAGGUCAUCGAAGCAAUCAAGAAGCUCAUCACGAAGAUAAAGGCGGAACUGAAAGAAGAAGUGGCUUUUCGGGAUUCGUGUGUUUCCGACCUCGACGACAUUGACGCAGACAUGCGGGUACUGAGUUCUUAAGAUAUUACGACUUUCACCUUUCGUCCCUUUGUGUGCAACACUUCUUUCCGAAAAAGAGCGAAGCAGAAUUUUUUUCAUCUACACGUUCUUUGCGCGAGAAUGGUGCGUACUACCCGUGAUAUUUAUGAGAUUGGGCUGACGAUCUAAAAAUCGCACGUGAAUCUGAGGUAAAGACCGCGUCGCGACAGAAGAAGGAAACUGAAGCCGGUGAGCUGGAGCAGAGCAUCGAGGCUUUGACCGCGGCCCUCGAGGCGUUGGCGGCUUCCACGGCAGAGAUGCAGAAGGACCUGCAGGAUGCGGGUAAGCAGCGGGAGGAGGAAAACAAGGCGUUUGUCCAGGAAAAAAGCGAACACGACGCGACGCAGGCGAUUUUGAUGAAGGCCAUCAAGCGGAUGCACCAGGUGUACGGAACCACGCAAACGUACGAACAGGAGGCCCUGGUGAAGGAAGAACUGGUGCAGCAACCCGGCGCCGACACCGUGCAGUUCUCUGCGACUGCGGACACCCCAGGCUCCGCCCCGGUCGCCUUCGCGAAAGGAGGCAAGACCGAGCAGAACGCGGGCGGAAACAAGGUAAAUAAGUAGUAGACACUGAGAUGAAAUAAAGCGGGGAGUGCUGGUUCAAUAUUUUAGAGGAAUGUCCGAAAUAGAACAGGAGUAGAGACAUAUCGCGCAGAAACAAACUAACGCGUAGAGUCGCCCGCAUUCAAGUCGUUUUAGAUGGUCAUGCGAAAGUCUACAUCAAAGCCAUUGAUGAGACGAGCUUCUAAGUAAUUCCAAUCUGUGAGUUUUUUAAUACGACAGGUCAUCACCAUGUUGGAGGAUGUGAUGAAAGAUUCGGAAAAGGAUGAGGCUGCAGCGGAACAUAUCCUGAGUAAAAACGUACCCACACCAGAGUUGUAAUGCAAAUCUGCAUGCUGAAAAUGUUUCUCAUGCGGAGCUCCAUGAGAAGCAUUUUCUAGUCGUGUUUUGCAAUUUGUCAUGCUCCAAUCAGCGUGGUAUGCUAGAUCUGUGAUGCUGCUGAGCUAGCUCAAACAGCACUACACUACGAAUCCAAAUUUGUCAUGCAAAACAGCCAAAACUUGUGGAUUUGUCUAGCCGAUUCCCCAUCUUGACUCUGGUGUGGGUACGUUUUUACUCAGGAUAGAACAGGAGGAGGCAGACUCGCAGUCCGCGUACGACGACUUUGUGCGAAAGACGACGAUAUCAAAUGUAAAAAUGUCUGGGUCUGGAAAAAAAGCACGUUUGUCAUGCUUGUCUGGCAUGACUUUUAAAUCUGUCAUGCACGUUACCCAAGAGCUCCGUUUUUCUGUGAUGCAGGAGCGCAGUUUGUCAUGCAGAAUAGGCAAGACCUAGGAGCUCAGAAACUUGUCAUGCUGAGCCAGCAUUUGUAGCCUCAUCAUGAGACGCCGCCCAGCAUCACAAGUUUCCAGACCCAGACACUUUUACAAUCCAUAGACGAACAUGCUAAAGACGAACGAAAAGCAAACCGCACAGAAGACCGAGCGGAAGGCGGGGGAAGAAGUUGCGCUGCAGGACACCACCGCCGCCAUUAAGUCCCUCGGCCAGGCCAUGUUCGACCUGACAGAGGAAAACAAAGAUGUCCACGCCAAGUGUGACUUCGUGCUGCAAAACUUCACGAAACGGCAAGCAUCUAUGACUUCGGAAAUCGAAGCCGCGCAGACCGCCAUCCAGUACCUCCAGGGGAUGGCGUAAAUACGGGUAGGACUACGCAGAGAAUAGAGUUUUGCACGCUUUUUUGGAUAUUUAGAUUCUCCGCAGUAUUUUGCGAAAGGCGAGAGCGUCAUGUUUCGGUGAAUGCACUCAUUUUAGCGCGCUGUCUUUUUUAUCAUUUUAGCGCAUUAUUUUGCACGCUCGCAUUCCCAUACGUAGCGUUUUUUGUUUCUAUGAAUAGGCUUUUGUUUCUCAUUUUUAAUUUUUCUUUAGGCAACGGUUUUAGGCAACUUUUUUAUAGGCAUAUAGGCAAAUAGAUUGGAGUGAAUUUCUUUAGGCAACGAAGUUUCGAACACGAAAGUGUGGGGGUGCGAGUGUUUGAGGAUGUUACGCACGAGUGCUUGCAAGAACUAGAACUGCUCACGCGAAAACGAGAAACUAAAUACUUUCAAAAGGCUUUUCAAAAGAGCGAGCACAAUGAUAUUCGUCGUCCUAGUUGCUCAACCGGAGAACUACACUGCUGUCACUAUCGCAGAUCGAAGGCGUAGAAGCUCGGUUUUUUCCUAUGCAAACCAUUGUCCAAGACCAAGUUUCAGUC